Messenger RNA from Benincasa hispida (wax gourd), 835 nucleotides. RefSeq names its product protein MIZU-KUSSEI 1. Lineage: Eukaryota; Viridiplantae; Streptophyta; Magnoliopsida; Cucurbitales; Cucurbitaceae. Gene Ontology annotation, biological process: hydrotropism. The record is from RefSeq and is a predicted model, not a curated record.
CUCACACCCUCUCCUGCUUCCAUCAUUAUUGCUUCAUUACCGUCGGUUGAUGGGAGACCCAAAAUCCACCCCCACCGCCCUUGUCGUCGCCGCCGCCGCCACGAGUUCCCCAGAUCCACCACCAGAAUCUUCAACUCCACCGCCACCUCCACCGCCACCACCACAAUCAUCUUCGUCCUCGUCUUCCUCUUCUCUUGUUCCCCCAUCCAAACGAAAGAAAAACAAAACCAAGGUCUUUCGAGUCUUUCGGUCAGUAUUUCGAUCCUUCCCAAUCAUAACACCAGCAUGCAAAAUCCCAUCGCUCCCGUCAGGGCUAUCAGACACGCUCCGAACACCGUCGGGGAGAAGUGUGACUGGAACGCUCUUCGGGUACAGAAAAGGGCGCGUGAGUCUAUCAAUGCAAGAGACUCCAAGAAGUUUUCCUAGCAUUGUGAUUGAGUUAGCCAUGCAAACAAACGUGUUGCAAAAGGAGAUGAGCUCAGGGAUGGUUAGGAUCGCUCUCGAGUGCGAGAAGCGAGCCGAUAAGGCCGACAAGACGAAGCUCAUGGACGAGCCGUUAUGGACCAUGUUUUGUAAUGGUAAAAAAACUGGGUAUGGUGUUAAAAGGGAAGCCUCCGAUGAAGAUCUCAAAGUCAUGGAGCUUCUCCGACCGGUGUCAAUGGGUGCCGGAGUCUUGCCGGGAAACUCUGACGUGGAGGGCCCCGAUGGUGAGCUGGCAUACAUGAGGGCCCACUUUGAACGAGUGGUGGGGUCCAGGGAUUCAGAGACUUUUUAUAUGUUGAGUCCAGAGGAGAAUAAUGGGCCGGAGCUUAGUAUUUUUUUUGUAAGAAUUUAA